UGUAAAAUUUUGACACGAUCCAGAAUACAACGGCAACCAAAAGCGUCAAGAUGGCUGAUAGAAUGAGCGAAGAAGUUUUUAGGCGACGAGUUCAACAUAAACUGGCUGGUCGUCUUUUGGAUACGAUAGACCCAGAUCGUUUAUAUGCAGAAACACGACCAGAAGAAUCAAAAUUCAGGAGCAUUAACCCAGAAACUCGCAGGCAAUUUGAAGAAACAUUUGGAAAAUAUCAGAAAAAAGAAUCUGCAUUCAGUAUUCAGAAUAUUACAUGGUUAAUAGCUUCCAUUGCUGUGUUUCAUUUUAGUGAUUUCUACAUGGUUUUAAGAUUCAAUCCAAAUGUUAACAGAUUAUGGUUUUAUAUAGGAGCUAUAUUGAUUGCUAUUAAUGUUUGUGUUGCAAUAUUUCUAAUUGGUUGGUUAACUUAUAUAAAGAAGAUAAGUAGUGACCAAUGGGAAAAACGUUACCCUGCAGCUAUCCCCAUAGCAACAGGUUGUUUUGUUUGUGGUGCUAUAUGUGUAAAUGUUGGUUUAUGGCCAGUAUGGGGACUUCUAACUCCAGUUAUUCUCUUCACUAUAUUAAUGGGAAUAGUCGUAAUCAUCGCCAUGCUGGGCUAAAAAAAAUAUUAUGUAAAAGAAAGAGUGACAGAUUUGAUAUUUUGACAGCUAUUUUAUUUUCAACAUCAAACUAUCAGAAUCAUUAUUAUUAUGAAAAUGAUAUAGAAGCUGUAUCUCUGUGUAUGGCAUCAACUCUUACUUCUUGAAAUACAUCUAAACACUUGAAAGUCUUUUAGCAUCUCCUUUGUAAUGGCAAGCAUGUCUUAAGGAUAUAUAGAGUCUAUUAUAAGCCUUGCCUUAAGUACCCAUUGAUAUAUUAAUACCGCAUCAAGCCUUUUCAUUGAUGAUAGUUAGAUCUACUGAUCAACAAGGUUAAUCCUAAUUAAUAUCCUCUCAUUAUACGUCUUAAUUUCCAUUUCAAAAAGAUCACUCCCUUAGUAGAUGUGUACUUAUUAUUAAUUAAAUGUGAAAUGAAGAGAGAGUAUUUACUGAUAUGAUUGUAUAUUCUGGAUUUUUUAAUUUACAUUUAUUGGGAAUUUUUUAGACUUUAUGAUGUGGAAUUACAUGCCCACAUUUAAUGAGAAUAUAUUGUUGUCACCCUUGUCCGUCCAUCCAUGCAUGCUUCCACACAAAAUAGUCUAUAUUUUUUAUCCAAUUUUAAUGAAACUUGGUAAAUUGCCUUAUUUCCUUGAUAUCUCAAAUAUAUCUGUUUUUGAACUGUCAGUGAGCUAUUCAAAGCCCAUAAUCAACUAUCUAGACAAUUGGAUGGUUGUGAUUUUGAACGGGUUGAAACAAAAUCAUCAUUUAAUAAUUUAAUUUAAAAAUGGAUACUCGAGACUGUUUAAUAUCGUAACAGUGGUAGCAAUGAAAAUUGAAACUAUGCCAUUCUUCAAAUAUCCAUUGAAGUAAUUUGACUGAACUUUUUGAUUAUUCCUUGUUCACUUAAUAUUUUUAAACUAUUACGUCAUGCAUCUUUAAAUACAUAGCAUAUUCAGAAGGUAUUCAAUGAUAUAUAUCUGCCAAGAUAUAUUACAUAUAUUUGAUAUAUUGUCAGUGAAGAACUUUGUUUUACAUGUCAGGAAGAAAAUAAGAGCAGGUAAUGGUAUGGUAAUCAAUAUUUAAACUAAAAAACUAGACUGAUUAAUGAAUGUUAUAAUUCUUGUCUGACAAUGAACUUAGUAUUAGGAGUAGUUGAUUUCAUAUGAGAGAGAACUAGUGAAUUAUUGCUUUCAGGGCCGGAUUUACCAGUAGGCCAUUGGCAGCUUAUAAUCUUGUUUCAGGUCUACACUGGAUAUUUGGGGGCUGACUGAUGAGUUUGGCCCACAAGUAGGAAAAUUCGGUCAUUAUUGCUGUCCCUAUUUCUCGGAUGAAAAUUGUGUUUUUAAAAGCAUUUUUUAUGGCACAGCUUCGCAACCCAGCUUAUUGUGUUUUUCAUUGAUGUAUAUACAUGUAUUUAAAUUAUUUAUAUUGCUGUGGUGUAAAUGUUAAUAAUAUAAAAAAAAUAAUUUUGUAAAUAAAAUAUUUAUAUAUUA
Messenger RNA from Patella vulgata (common limpet), 2086 nucleotides. Its product is annotated as transmembrane protein 128. NCBI's taxonomy places the organism in Eukaryota, Metazoa, Mollusca, Gastropoda, Patellidae. The transcript is spliced from 4 exons. The record is from RefSeq and is a predicted model, not a curated record. The coding region runs from base 51 to 614 and encodes 187 amino acids.